AUGAGGAAGGAAGGCUGCCCGGUAUCAGCUAAAAUGCUGGAGCUCAAGGCGCUUGAAAUUGCCGCAGACGCUGGUAUUUCUAGCGAAAGCUUCAGCGCUUCGUAUUCAUGGAGGCGGCGAUUUAUGCGUAAGCACAAGCUUUCUGUACGUGCGCGGACGCGACAGGGCCAAACCACUCCCGAGGAUGAUGUAGCAGCGAGGACCAAAUUUCGUGGAGAAGUUGGGGCGGCUAUCGUUGAGCACAACAUCAUACAGGUCUUUAACCCGGACCAGACAGCUGUGUUCUUUGAAUACCUACCUCGCAAGACUAUCACCACGCGAGGUGAGAAGACUGUAUGGGUGGAGUGCAGCGGCAAAGAUAAGGAGCGAGCAACAGCAAUGCUUUUGGCAGAUCGGCACGACAACGAGCGGGCUCCCUUCCUGGUGUUCAAGGCCGGUGUUUCCCGUCAUCGACAUGUACAAGAAGAAAACGAUUCUAAAUGGCAUGGCUUUGGCGUCCGCUUGUGGAAAGAGAUUGCUCCUCUUCAAGCGAAGCAUGACUGCCAAAUCUAUGGGAACCCUAUUGCCUGGUGGAAUACCGACAUCUCGGUUAAGUUCUUGGACUACCGAGACAACAUGCAUGGGAAGAUCCUCCUUCUGUGGGAUGACUUCUCGGGACAUUGGACCGAAUAG
Molecule: messenger RNA, 672 nt
Organism: Phytophthora nicotianae INRA-310
Lineage: Eukaryota; Oomycota; Peronosporomycetes; Peronosporales; Peronosporaceae
Exons: 2
Coding region: 1-672 (223 amino acids)
Source: RefSeq, a predicted model, not a curated record